AUGUUAGAUUCAGAAUUAUUGGCAGCGCCCACGAGGACGACAACCCCGCAACUCUUGCAAAAACGACAUGAUUUAACGGAUGCUUUAUUACAACUUCCCUAUGAUCUAAUAGCAUAUCUGGAACGUGCCGCCGUGCACACCGAUCUAGGGUAUCCGGAUCUCGCAGCUGGAGAUGCAUACCGCGCUCUUCUCCUGACGGACGAGGUGCUAAACGAGGGCUUUGAGUAUCAUGAGCAGGCACUGGAAGCUCUGCAGUCGCGUUGUGCCGAUGGGGUCCCGGCGAUUCUACGAGAUCAGGGCUCGAGCGACUGCGAUCCCUCAGACAUAGCGCACGAGGCUUCCAUCCAAUGCUAUCGAAAGCUUGCGACCAGCCUGCUGCUGUGCGGCUGUCUGAAAAGCGCACAUGAGUUCUGUACGAGGGGUCUGGCUGUUGCGCCCGGCGAUGAGGAUCUCUUGUUCAAGAAGGAACAUAUCCAGACACUUGCGCGGAGGAGAUUGAAGGUGGACGAUGUGGAUAUCAAUGAUCUGCCUGACCAAGGGCUGGUACGGCGGGAAAUCUAUCCAUGGAAUGACCAUGAGCCCGAUCGGUUCUCACAGGAGACGCUCGACUUCCUAAAUUCUGAGUUGGCGGCCGUGGCGCCAAAAUGCGAGGUGAAAGUCACCGAGUUGCCCUUCCUCAUCGAUGUCCCCGGUGAUACAGAAGGACAAGAUUCUCCGACCACGUGUAAACAACUUGGGCUAUUCGCAAAGGACGAUAUCCAGCCUGGAGAGACCAUUCUCCAGGAAAACUCGGUCCUGACGGUCAACAACCGCCUCAAAGAAUCUCUAUGUGAUGCUUGCAGCACUGAACUGCCCCCUCUAGAACCUGGAAGCACGGUCGUCGGCUGCCCAGACUGCGACGACACCAUGUUCUGCGAUGAGGAUUGCCUCGCCAGAGCCGAGUGCUACCACCCUUCUAUAUGCGACAAAGACAUCGACACGAUCGCCAAGGAUCCGGACCCAAAAGAAGCACCCAACGCUCUCUAUCUGCUGCUGCUCGCCCGCGCGUUGGCCAUGUCCGACGCGCAGGAGCGUCACCCUCUGGAUCUCACCGAGGUGAAAUACAUCUGGGGCGAUUUCCUGCCCAGCGCGGCGAACGCGGUGCCACUGCUGUCGCUGGACGCUUGCCCGCCGCCCGUCUGGACGCUGCCGUUCUCGUUCGCAUCCAAUAUCUCGGGUCCCCUGCACGUCCUUGAGAAGAUGGACAUCGACAUCUUCGCCUCUGUCGACCGCUACGAUCUCUGGAUCUUCAACACGCUGUAUAGCAAGUUCCGGGGCACGGCAUCGGCGCGGGUCAAUAAGAGAGAUGGGCGCGUGGAGGUCGCGGCCGUCCAUCCGCUCUGGUGCUUGGCGAACCAUGAUUGUGAUCCGAAUGUGCAGUGGGAGUGGGGCGGGCAGAUGAAGUUCUGGUGUAGGGAGAAGAGGGUUGGUGGGGUUGUGGGGGGGAUUAAGAAGGGGGAGGAGAUCCUGAGCCAUUAUUGUGAUAUCGAUCUCAAAGUCCAGGAAAGGAGAGAGUGGGCAAAGGGCAGUUUGGGCGGUUGGUGUAUGUGCGAAAGAUGCAAAAGGGAGGCUGCGGAGGAGGAGGAGAAGGCUCUCGAUGGACACGGUGCCUGA
Messenger RNA from Amorphotheca resinae ATCC 22711, 1653 nucleotides. RefSeq lists its product as hypothetical. Gene Ontology annotation, molecular function: protein binding. Lineage: Eukaryota; Fungi; Ascomycota; Leotiomycetes; Helotiales; Amorphothecaceae. The transcript has a single exon. The coding region runs from base 1 to 1653 and encodes 550 amino acids. The record is from RefSeq and is a predicted model, not a curated record. Gene Ontology annotation, cellular component: nucleus.